Messenger RNA from Scylla paramamosain (green mud crab), 1206 nucleotides. RefSeq names its product clumping factor A-like. Lineage: Eukaryota; Metazoa; Arthropoda; Malacostraca; Decapoda; Portunidae. The coding region runs from base 109 to 996 and encodes 295 amino acids. The transcript has 4 exons. The record is from RefSeq and is a predicted model, not a curated record.
AGCACCUCGGGAGUCUGACGAAGGAGUUGUCAUCCAAAGCUGCUGUAGAAGGACCGAGGAUUCCCUAGCACCUUUUGCCUUUCUGUGUCUCUCAGGGCGUGUGUCGGUAUGGCGUGUGGCCGCGUGCUGUGGGCUGCCAUGGUGUUGACGUGGGUGUUCCUGUUGACUGGGAAAGGCUUGACAGUGGCGCUACCUGACCACUUUUACUACGGGAGGCCCACGGUGCACGAGCAAGACCUCCACAGCCCUGACGGAGGAGCAGAAGUAGCGGAACACUCCACUACAAAGCGACCCAGGUCCAAUAAUCAGGAUUUGGGUGACCAGACAAGUUACUACAGCAACAUCGGCGGGCAAGACGGGAGUGGGGUUCCAGAAGCCACGGCAGAACUAUCGUUCCCGUGGUAUGACGUGGCCAGCGCUGCCGCCCUCAGAGAAGAGCCCGCGACCUCCCGAGUGUUGAGACGCCAAGAACGUGGCAACAAAGAUAGUGAUGAAGAUGAUGAUAGCGGUAGUGAUGAUGAUAGUGAUGAUGAUAGUGAUGAUAGUGAUGAUAGUGAUGAUAGUGGUGGUGAUAGCAGUAGUGACAGUAGUUUUGGGAGUGAUGAUGAUGAUGAUGAUUCAGGAGGCGACGACGAUGACGAUGAUAGCAAAGGAGACGAUGAUGAUGAUGAUGACCACGAUGAUGACAACGGUGAUGAUGAUGACGAUGAUGGUGGACACAAUGGCGACGACGGCGAUGAUGACGAUGGUGGUAAUGGUAAUGGUAACGGAGGUAAUAAUGACUACGGGUACUACAACUUCGGCAACAACAAUGAUGACUACUUCGGCUUCCCAGCUCGUCCUCAACGCCCACGGCCGCGCCCACCACCACGUCGCCCUCAGCAGCCCUUCUUCCCUUCAUCACGCCCACGCCCACGCCCACGCCCUCCACAGCGCCCUCACGCCUACAACCCCAACAAUAACUUCAUCCACCAAACUCUGUACAGAGGGAAAUAGGGAAGGGAAGUUGGAUGAAGGAGGAUGAAGAGUGAGAGAAGAGAAGAAUGACAAUUGUGGACAGGAAAUGAAGGGAGGAGGGUAAAGAUGGAGAAAAUGUUAAUCUUUUUUAUCAUCGUUUUGGGUUUAUAUGUCACAGUGUUCCUCAUCAUAAAUUUAGGAAGUUUUUGCAGUGUUUGUAUGUUUGCAUUAAAUGUUCAAUAUUACAGA